AUGUCUCCCCGGCCAUUGAGGCAGGCCUUCAAUCUCCGCCCAUCUCUGAUCGGUCAUCCGGACUAUCCUGCAUUCAAGUAUACCCGGAGCAGGGUCUUUUUGAAGAACGGACCUGGCCAGAGAUGUCUUGCAACAUUUGCAGAACAUUCAGCUGCUACGACCAAGUCGGAUAGCAAACAGGAGCGUGUCGUUAUCCUUGGUUCCGGUUGGGGUGGAUAUACCAUCUCGCGCCGCCUGUCUCCAAAGUCUUUCUCGCCAAUCAUCAUUUCUCCACGCUCCUACUUUGUUUUCACUCCUCUCUUAACCGACACAGCCAGUGGCUCGUUGGAUUUCUCCAACAUCGUCGAGCCAGUCCGGGAUCCACGCGCCAAAGUUGACUUCAUCCAAGCGGCUGCACGCGCUAUUGACUUGAAAAAGAAGACUAUCUUGUGCGAGGCCACUGUAGUCAGAAGCGGUGUUACAGAGUCACCGCGUACUUCUGAAGAUGAGAGACAAGGCGACGAAGGGCCUGAAGCGUCCUUCAAGCCGCCAAUCAAAGAGCUGCGCCACUGGGAACAAGGAGAAACAUUCGAGGUUCCAUAUGAUAAACUGGUCAUCGCAGUUGGUGCUGUGAGUCAAACCUUUGGUACUCCAGGUGUUCGUGAAAAUGCCAUGUUCUUCAAAGAUAUUGGCGAUGCCAAGCGGGUGAAGCGGCGCGUGCGUGAAUGUUUCGAGCUGGCGGUUCUUCCAACCACAACGCCCGAGAUGCGCAAGUGGCUCCUUCACUUUGCAAUUGUUGGCGCCGGCCCUACGGGCACCGAACUCGCCGCGUCCCUGCGUGAUUUCAUCUACAAGGACUUGAUGACGCUGUAUCCCGCUCUCAAAGGCAUUCCAAAGAUCAGUCUUUACGACGUUGCCCCUAAAGUACUGUCAAUGUUUGACGAAUCUCUCUCCCGUUAUGCGAUGGACACCAUGAGGAGCGAAGGUAUUGACAUCAAAACCUCUCAUCAUGUCCAGAGCUUGCACUGGGGUCCACCCGGUGCACCGGAACCACAUGAGAUGGAUCCCAAGCGCUGCUUAACUUUGACAACCAAGGAGGAGGGCGAGGUUGGCGUCGGAAUGUGCGUCUGGGCGACAGGCAAUGCGAUGACCAAGUUCGUUAGCCAGUCACUAAGUGCAGUGAAAGAAUUCCCAGACAAUUCUAUCUACACCCUUAAUGGCGAAUGCAGCCCUGCUGCACCCACUGGGCAGUCCUCCUGGGAGUACAAGAAGGUUCCCAAAACAGGUGCUCUACUCGUCGACGGGCAUCUCCGAGUGCAGCUGCAAAACGAUGACGGACAGACUGCAGUUCUCAACGAUGUCUUUGCUCUGGGCGACAAUGCCAUGCCUGAGACUGGUGCACCUCCCGCCACAGCACAGGCAACUUAUCAGGAAGCAAAGUGGCUCGCAGAUCGUCUUAACAAGCGAGACCUGGCAAAGACACCACCUUUCUCGUUCAGAAAUAUGGGCACUCUGGCCUACAUUGGCAGCGAGAAGGCCCUUAUGCAAAUUCCUCACGAUAUUCAUGAUCCAAGCAAGCGCAGUAAAUACCUACCUGGGGGAAUCACAGGCCGCAUGGCACGGGUGGUCUGGAGCGCAGCGUAUAUUACCAUGUCCAUCAGUUGGCGCAACAAGCUGCGGAUAGCGUUCAGGUGGACAUUGAACAGAUUGUUCGGGAGAGACGUGUCGCGCUUUUGA
This is a messenger RNA of Penicillium daleae, 1716 nucleotides long. Its product is annotated as putative pyridine nucleotide-disulfide oxidoreductase. The transcript has a single exon. NCBI's taxonomy places the organism in Eukaryota, Fungi, Ascomycota, Eurotiomycetes, Eurotiales, Aspergillaceae. Bases 1 to 1716 code for a protein of 571 amino acids. Gene Ontology annotation, molecular function: NADH dehydrogenase activity. The record is from RefSeq and is a predicted model, not a curated record.